Messenger RNA from Cornus florida, 921 nucleotides. RefSeq names its product U-box domain-containing protein 14-like. The transcript has a single exon. The record is from RefSeq and is a predicted model, not a curated record. The coding region runs from base 1 to 921 and encodes 306 amino acids. NCBI's taxonomy places the organism in Eukaryota, Viridiplantae, Streptophyta, Magnoliopsida, Cornales, Cornaceae. Gene Ontology annotation, cellular component: cytoplasm; nucleus.
AUGACUGCGGUUCGUCUCCGUGAUACCAUCAUCCUGUGUCUUUCGGAAGCUGAGUCUGACUCCAAUGAAGAUCAACAGAAAGCUUUGCAGACUCUGGUUUUCAUCACCAAGGUCAGCCCCCAAAACAGGAACUUACUCGCACAAACAGAUGGUGCCAUCCCUAUCUUUCUCACCCUAUCUAAGUCAUCCUCCCCAGUCAUCCAGACUCUCUCUCUAUCCAUCCUCUUUAACCUCUCCCUAAAUCCCAACCUAAAGCAGUCUCUUGCAGAUAUGGAAACCAUUGAUCACCUCAACUCCAUAAUUCUCUCCCCGGCCUGUUUGGAGUCGAGCAAAGUAGCAGCUUCUUUGAUCUGCAGCCUGGCAAUGCUAGACAAGAACAAGGCCAGGUUUGGAGUAGGGGGCACCAUUCAAUCGCUGGUGAAGUCGGUAUCUGGACCUCGCGGUCCUGCUGCCCAUCACCUCCUUAGUUCUCUGGCCGAGCUCGUGCAGUUCCAUGGGAACUGCACUGUGGCUGUCCGAUCAGGAGCUGUUCAGGUGCUGAUUGGAAUAGUGGAGAGUAGUGAUUGUGAAGAUCUAGCCGGAACUUCUCUUGCCAUACUGGGACUCCUUGCUAGGUUUGAAGAAGGAUUAAAUGGUCUGAGAAAGAUUGAUCAGAUUGUGAAUACAAUGUUGGAAGUGUUGAGAGGGAGGUGCAUGUUGAGCAAGGAAGGUGCCGCUGAAAUACUUAUUCGCCUGUUUGAAGAAAGCGAGGGAUGUGUGAGAGAUGCUUUGAGGCUGCCGGAGUUCUCCUCUGUGCUGGCUGAUCUCUCUGUCAGAGGAUCAGGAAGAGCUCGAGAGAAGUCCGGUUUGCUGAUGAAGAAGAUGAUGGAGGCCGACUUGGAUUCCUAUGUUGAUGGGAACCCCAUGUUUUACCAAUGGUAG